Helianthus annuus (common sunflower) is the source of this 708-nucleotide messenger RNA. RefSeq names its product nuclear transcription factor Y subunit B-1. Gene Ontology annotation, cellular component: CCAAT-binding factor complex; nucleus. The record is from RefSeq and is a predicted model, not a curated record. The coding region runs from base 30 to 611 and encodes 193 amino acids. The transcript has a single exon. Gene Ontology annotation, molecular function: RNA polymerase II cis-regulatory region sequence-specific DNA binding; DNA-binding transcription activator activity, RNA polymerase II-specific; protein heterodimerization activity. Gene Ontology annotation, biological process: regulation of transcription by RNA polymerase II. Lineage: Eukaryota; Viridiplantae; Streptophyta; Magnoliopsida; Asterales; Asteraceae.
CAAAAUGUGACCCUUUUUAUGAUAGAGAAAUGGAAGAUGGAAGACAAGGAAAAAGAAGCCUAGAAAACCCGAAUAACGAUAAUAACAACAACAACAAAGAGCAGGAUCGGUUCUUGCCAAUAGCAAAUGUAGGCCGGAUCAUGAAAAAGGUGAUCCCAUCAAACGGGAAAAUCUCAAAAGAAGCGAAAGAAACUGUGCAAGAGUGUGUCUCGGAAUUCAUUAGCUUCAUCACGGGAGAAGCGUCGGAUAAAUGCCAACAAGAGAAGAGAAAGACGAUCAACGGUGAUGAUAUCAUUUGGGCUAUCACGACUUUAGGGUUUGAAGAGUAUGUUGAUCCGCUCAAACAAUAUCUUCUCAAGUAUAGAGAAUUAGAAGGGGACAAGGUUAAUAACAAUGUGCCUAAGCCACAUCUUAGCAUUGAACAACAACAUAAUGCAACAAGCGGUUUGCCUUACGAAAAUGUUUAUUCGUCUUCGGCCGUUAGCAUCAUGUCUCAACCGCCUUUCAUUUCGGCUUCUGAUCAACAGUUUGUUUUGCCGUUUUCGUCGAAUUCGAUUCAGACACAACUACACAAUCAACAAGAAAGCAUUGAUUCUGUUGGGCAUUGGUAAAUGAAUGUUAUUUUCCGGUUUCAUAAAUAUUAUUUGUAACAAUGAGUUUUCUUGAAUGUUUUUAAGUACACAUUGGAAUAUCUCUAAAACUUGUUGG